UCUUACUGCUUUGUGUCUGUAUGUUUGUUGCAAACUGGGCGGCCGUUGAUCUUCCAUAUGGAAAGGUGGCCUAGAAGGAUGCAGGGGAAGCAAUGUAUUUCUAGGAUGUGAUGUUUUCCAACACCCGGCUGUUCUGCAAGAUGGCAGAAGCUCACAGCGUUUCCUGCGUAAUCUCUUGGAUUUACUGAAUAAUGCUUGGCUCUUUUAGGGAGUAUUUGCACACUCUCAACUCACUUGUCGUUAAUGGACAGGCUUUGGGAAAAUAGUAGGUUUUAAUGAAACAUGGAUCAUCCAGACUAUGGAUAUGCUCGAGAACUUUAUAGUCGGUAUGUCCGAAACCAGGACAGUUCAGUCGUAAACAAAAUGCAACAAAGGUAUUGGAAGACGAAGCAAACGUUUAUUAAAGUAACUGGAAAGAAAGAAGAUGAGCAUGUUGUUGCAUCAGAUGCCGACCUUGACUCUAAAUUAGAGAUAUUCCAUUCCAUCCAGAGAACAUGUAUGGAACUUCUGAAGAUCAUUGAACAGUACCAGAAACGGAUUUGUUUUUUAUCUCAGGAAGAAAAUGAAUUGGGACGAUUCCUUAGAUCACAGGGUUCACAGGAUAAAACCAGAGCAGGGAAAAUGAUGCAGGCAUCUGGAAAAGCACUAUGUUUCUCUUCACAACAAAGAUUGGCACUUCGCAGUCCUUUAUGUCGGCUGUACCAGGAGGUGGAAACUUUUAGGUACCGUGCCAUUUCUGAUACUUGGUUGACUGUGAACCGUAUGGAACAGUCUCGCACAGAAUAUCGGGGAGCAUUACUGUGGAUGAAAGAUGUUUCUCAGGAAUUGGAUCCUGAUAUGUAUAAGCAUCUUGAAAAGUUUAGGAAGGUCCAGGGCCAAGUUCGUCAUGCGAAGAUUCACUUUGACAAACUAAAGAAUGAUGUGUGCCAGAAAGUGGACCUUCUUGGAGCAAGUCGAUGCAAUCUUCUUUCUCAUAUUUUAGCAACAUAUCAGACAACAUUACUCCAUUUCUGGGAAAAGACAUCUCACACAAUGGCAGCUAUUCAUGAAAGUUUCAAAGGCUACCAGCCAUAUGAAUUUGCAAUGUUGAAGGUUUUGCAAGGACCUGUAAAUAAAUUGAUAGAGCAAGCAUCACAGGAAGAUAAUGAUGCAAAGGUAGAUGUGGCAAAGGAUGCAUCUGACCAGGAUAAUGAACUUAUCUCAUUAGAAGAAGAAAAGGAGGAUCAAGAAUGCAGCACUUCAGAAACUCCUCUUUCCCUUGUAAUGGAAAACGAAGCCUUUUCAUCUUUGGAGCCAAUGUCUUCAAGCAAUCAACAUAAAUCAGAGUCUAUAGAUGAUUUGUUAGAUUUGAAAAAGGAAGAAAAAGGAUCUCUCCCUGUGAGUGCUUCAACAGGUCUGCUGACCAACCCCAUGGAAUCUCGCACAAAUGAGAAGGAUGAAAUGGCACUACUGAAUGAAAUCCUAAAUGGUACUUCACUUGAGGAAGGUGACUUUAGCAAGGAAUGGCAGGCAGUAUUUGGAGAAGAUCUCAGUUUCCCCAACAAUCCAGCAGCUGGAGAAUCAGACCAAUUGCCAUCACCUUCAGGCUUCCUUCCUUCUCAGUUGUUUGACAAAAGCUUGGGUAAUGCAUCAUUUUCAGUUGCCAGUUGGGCAGCAGCUGGUGGUAGUUCUCCGCCUACAUCCCAAACUACAGAACAAAUAAAUGGAUUGAUCGAAAACAUCAAUAAGAAUCCAUUCAAAGCUGCUCAGAAAAACCCAACUGACCUGACUACGUGGUUUAAUCUUUUCGCUGAUUUGGACCCAUUAUCAAACCCAGAUGCUAUUGGACGAACUGACAAACAGCAUGAACUUCUUAAUGCAUGACACAUACCUAAAUAGCCAAUUGUCUGUAAUCACGACUAUAAUAUUGUAAUCUUUAGUAAAUCUAUCACUGUUGAGUACUCGAGCCUAAUUUUCUAAUAUUUCAGUCAGAAUGGAAACUGCUAUGAAAAUGGUCCAGCGUUUUUAUCAGCACAGGAACUGAAAAUCUGUUUUAAAAAAAUAAAUCUGUAAGUUUUGAUGUCUUCAUGCCAAAAAAAGUAGAGUAAUUAAGUGGUUUUUUUUUUCUCUAAAUAAGCAUAAUGUGGUUAUUUUAUCUUCUACAAGAGUAAACCUGCUGAGUUCCUAAAGAAUGCAGCAAUGUAAUGAGGCCAUUUACCAAUUAAGGCUCACCCUUAUCCUGUGCCUCUCUCUUCUUCUAGACUGACCAUAUUUCCUUAUCCACCCUCAGUUACAAAGUGGAACUUUUUAAAAAAUCAUUUAUCAUGAUUAGCUAUAAAUGUGAUAAUUGCUACUUCAUAAAAUGUGUACAAUGUGGCAUCUUUUUUAGUUAAUCCUCUCCAUAAUGGGUCACCUUCUGAACUUUAUUUUGUUCACGUUCUCUAAAUAUUUUGCAGUAGUAAAAAAAACCAAUUUCAUUACAGGCUUUUCUUUGAGGUAACUCAUUGGGCUUUAUAGUUCAUUUCUGAAGAAAAUUAUAAGGUAGGAGUACUUGUAGCACCAGGCUCAGUAUCAAUAUCAAUACGUGCAGUAUCAACAUUGAUAGAAAUUGAACAUGUUGUCAAAAUCUGACGUGAAGCAAGUCCAACAUUGCUUUCUAAAAUUUGGCCAAUUUCUGAGAUCACAGGAUGAAAAUUGGAUUUUUCAUUUUUGAUUUUUUUUUCAAUGUUAUUAUAUUAACCAUAGUUUCUUUGAUGAGUGCCACAUACAUGCUCAAAACUACACACCGGUUUAUAGUCCAACAGGUUCAUUUGGAAGCACAAAUUUUGGAGCAUUGCUCCUUCAUCAGGUGGUUAAAGAAGGAGCAGCACUCCAAAAGCGAGUGCUUCCAAACAAACCUGUUGAUUAUAACCUGGUGUUGUGUGAUUUUUAACUUUGACCACCCCAGUUCAACACCAGCCCCUCCAAAUCAUGGCAUGCAUGCUCAGCAGCAAUUCCCAAUGCAAACUUUUCUCUGCCUGGCAAAGGUUAUAUCAUUGAUACCUUUUUCAGAGUGGGAUGUGUGGUAGAAACUUAUACAUAUUUUCUAGGCGAGUAACAAAAGAAACAGGAUGAAAUGUUGGGUUGUAAUGUUCUGCAACCACUCAGUAAUUAGAUAUUGGUAUUACACUAUUGAUGUAAUUAGUUUUCCUGACAGCUUUCCAAAACAAGUGUUGAUCCUUUUUCAUGUAUAAAUCUGAGCCUCGUGGCUGGAGCCACUGAGGAAUUGAUUAUCACUCAGGAGAAUAGGUGAGAAUUUACUCUCAAUUCUUCACUUCCCUCUGUCGUCACCAGCAAAGCGUAAGUAUUUUUAAUUGUUGCUUCACCCACUUGUCAUAGCACUAAUCAAAGACAAGUUCUGGAAAGGCGAGUGGUCAAAUAUUACUUCCUUCAAAUAUAUAAAACUGCAUGUGGAGACAUAAAAGACCACCCACCAAAGUGAUGAAAAUUAGGCUGCAGAUGAAAUUUCAGGGCAGCAUUAGCUUUCCUAGCUUUGUCUCAUGUGAUCAGUGUGCUGCCAGGGAUUAAACAUAAGUCAUUGCAAAUUAGAAUUUCAGGGUCUUCCAAAGGUUUCGUGAAGUGCUAGGAGAGGCAAGUAGCACCAAGAUAGAGAAUAGUAAGUGGAAUUAGAGCAAGUAUGAAUGUACUGAAGUUUAAAUCAGUGUUACAUUGCAUGCAUGUGGAUGUAUGAAGUAUAAUUAAUAAAACUGUGGAUUUACAGGCACAUAUUACCUUGUAAGAUUUUGAUGUGGGAAUAACAGACACUUGUCUUAAGGAAAAACAGAACUGUAUUUUAAAUAUUCCUCAUUACAAGAUGUUUGGGAAAGCUAGGAAAGGAAAAAAAAGGAGGAGCAGUGAUUCUGGCACAGAGUAUUGCAUGACUGUAAAUAAGGAAUGUUUUGGAGGGUUCAAAGAAUAAAUUGAUUUGGCUAGAGCUAAGGAAUAAAAAGGAUGGCAAUUGUUCAAAGUAAUAUAUAAACCACCAGUUAGUGGGGAUGAUAUGGUGGAACAAAUUUUCAAAGAUUAAACAUUAUAAAUUAGUUUCCAAUAUGGGACUUUGAUUCCAAUAUUAUCAUUAUUCUAGUCAAUAUGCAAGUAAUUGGAGAAGGACAAGCAUUCCAAGAUGGUGUUCAAAAGAAUUUUGUCCAGCAGUAAAUUGAUUGAUUGAUACAUUGUCACGUGUACCUAAGUACAGUGAAAAACUUCAUUUUCGAGCAAUACAGGCAGAUCAUAGUAAGCAAGGACUUUCAGAUAAUAGGGUGAAAAAAAACCUAGACAGAAGCACAGGUUACACUGCACAGGGCAUGUGCUAGGUAAGAUCAACAUUAGCAUUAUUUAAAGUUAGAGUAUCCAUUCAUCAAUCUAAUAAUUUCAGGGAAUAAGCUGUCCUUGAACCUGUUGAUGCAUGUGUUCAAGCUUCUGUAUCUUCUGCCUGAUGGAGGAGGUUGUAGGAGAGUAUUACUCGGGUGUGAUGGGUCUUUGAUGAUGUUGGCAGCCUUUCCGUGGCAACGAGCCAUGUAAAUGGAGUCCAUGGAUGGAAGGUUGACUUCCGUGAUCAUCUGGGCAGAGCAAUUCAGGUAGUUAUGCACCCGAACUGUAUGCUUUCUGUGGUGCGUCUGUGAAAGUUGGUGAGGGACCUAUUGGACAUGUCAAAUUUCCUGAGCUGCCUGAGGAAGAAGAGGCAUUAUUAUGCCUCCUUGAUUGCCACAUCUACAUGGGAAAUCCAGGACAGGUUGUUGGUUAUCGUCACUCCUAGGAACUUGAUGCUGUCAACCUCAGCUGCGUUGAUAUAGAUGAGGUGUCUUUUCCUCCCCUCUUUCUGAAGUCAAUGAUCAGUUCUUUGGUUUUGCUGACAUUGUGCAGUGAGAACAACCACUCUCCCAAUGACACCAAGCCCUCUAUCUCCCUUCUGUAUUCUGACUUGUCAUUGUUUGAUAUCUGACCUACCACAGUGGUGUCAUCAGUGACCUUGCAGAUGUGCUCAUUCAGAAUUUGAUCCACAGUCAUGAGUGUACAAGGAGAACAAUAGGGGGCUGAGAACGCAUCCUUGGGGGCUCCAUUGUUGAGUAUUAUGGUGGAGGAUACCUUCACUGAUGUUAUGUGCAGUCCAGCAGGAAAGGAGACACAGCUGGACGUGGUUCUUGGGAAUAACUUAGCCAAGAAGAUCAAAUCACUGUGAAUGAACAUUUAGUGUGACAGUAAUCAUUGAAUCACAAGCUUUAGGGCAAUGGUAGAAAAAUCACUUUGGUCAGGCCAGAGGGAGAAUGAUCAACUGGCAGACAGUCAACAUCCAUUGAGCAAGAGUGAACUGGGUCAGCUAGACUUAAAGCAAAGGUCAGGAAAUGCAGCAGCUAACAAUGCACUACCUACAAAGAACAGAUUAUUUGGGCAUGAUUAAAAGGAAAAAGUAGGAUAAAUAAAUCCAGAAUACCAUGAAUGACGCACAAAUUAAGUUAAAGAAAAGUAUGCAUAUUACAGGCAUCAGGUAGUAAAUACAGCUGAGAACCAACCUGAAUAGAAAAGGGAUAAGAAAAAGCAAAUAAGAAAUGCUAAGAAGCAUUAUUAAAAAAGACUAGAAGCUAACAUAAAAGGAAAUCCCAAAGUCCUCUAUAACUGCAUCAAAAGUAAAGGGGUGGUUAGAUGAGAAUCAGAGAAUCCCUACAGUGUGGAAACACCGUUUGGCCCAACAAGUUCACACUGACCCUCUUAAGAGCAACCCAUCCAGACCCAAUCGCCCAUCCUGAUAGCCUAUAUUUACUCCUGAAUAAUGCACUUUACCUACACAUCUCUGAACAUUAUGGGCAAUUUAGCAUAGCAAAUUCACCCAACUCCCACACUUUUUGGACAGUGGAAGGAAACAGAGCACCUGGUGAAAACCUACGCAGACACAGGGAAAAUGUGCAAACUCCACACAGUUGUCCGAGGCUGGAAUUGAACCUGGGUCCCUGGCGCUGUGAGGUAGCAGUGCUGACCACUGAGCCAGCAUGCUGCCCAGUGACUGAUUGGGGACCAAAACGGCAAGAGACAUGGCUGAGCUGUUAGUGGAAUACUUUGGACCUGCCUUAUCUAUGAGGUAAGUACUAUCGAGCCCAUAGUAACAGAGGAGGUAACACAGUCAUGAGAAGGGUUUAAAAUUGAUAGGGACAAGGUAUGGAAAAGCUGUCAGUACCUAAAGUUGAUAAUUCACUAGAACCGCAUGAGAUGUAUCCAUGGUUAUUGAAGAAAGUGAGUGGAAAUUGCAGAGAUGCUAGCCAUAACCUUUAAAACAUCAUGGUUUUAAGGGUGGCACUGGAGGAUCGGUGAAUUGCAAACAUUAUAUAGCCUUGUUCAAAAUGGUUGUGCGGAUCAGCCCAGCAAAGACAAACCAAUCAGUUUAAUUUCAAUUGUGAGGCAAGUUAAUAGGCACAUGGAAAAAUGUGAUUGAUUCAGACUUGGCACAGAUUUGUUAAGGGAAAAUGAUGUCUAAUUAAUUGUUUGAGGUAUUUUUUGAAGUGAUACAUUGAGGGUUGGUGAGGAGAAUGCUAUGGUUGGUGUCUGUAAGACGUUUGAUGCAGUGUGUUAUGAAGAUAUGGGUGUACUAUACCUUUUAAGAGUUAAAAGCUAGCAAAGCUGCCUGACAGCAGUAAGUGUUCUGAAAAAAAAAUGUAACAUUCAGUCGAACAGCUCGAUUAGCUGGUUGCUUGGAUAUUGUUAUGUUGGUGAAGUGGGUGGAUCAGUGAUAAAUCAUGCUUAAUAUGGAGAGGUAUGAGGUGAUGUACUUCGAUAUUUGGUGCAAAGAACAUGGAGAGAUAACAUAAAAUAAAGGUAUUAUUGUGAAAGGUGUGCAGGAGCACAAAACCCUGAAUGUGUAUGUAGAAAGACAUUCAAGGUGGCAAAAUAGGAAGAAAGAACUCUAGUAAAGCAUACAGUUUUUUAGACUUUGUGAACAGGGGUGUAGAUUACAGAAGCAAGGCUGAACUUAUCCAAGAUAUUAGUCCUCAGCUGGAGUACAGUGUACACAAUUCUGUGAAUGCAUUGGAGAGUGCAGGUGAGGUUUACAAUACUGGUUCCUGGAAUGAGACACUUCAGUUAUGAAAAAAGACUGGAGACGUUGGGACAAUUUACAAUGGAAGGGGGAACGCUGACUGGUGAUUUGUUCAGGUUUUCAAAAUGUAAGUGUUGGGACAACAGAUAUGGAGAGAUUGUUCCCGCUUAUGAAAGGAUUGAGUACCAGAGGGCACAGUUUAAAAGAGUUUUGCAAAAGAAGCAGAUGCAAGAUGAGAAAAAUAAACAAUUUCACACAAAGUCAUAAGGCCUAGAAUUGCACUGCCUGGAAAUGUAGUGGAGGCAGGUUCAGUUUAGGCAUCAGAUAGGGAAUCGAAAAUUGUUUUAAAGAAAAGCCGUGCGCAGGGUUAUGGGAAAAGGCAGAUUGGCACUAAUUGAAAUGCUCAGACAGCAGAUGUGCAGACGAGAUGGGUUCAAUGGCCUGGUCUGGACUUCAGUGAUGCUGUAAAUCUACAACACCUGUAAAUUGUCAUUUCAGUUGAUCCAAUCCAACACAUUUUCUUUUUCAAGUACUAGAACCAUGCAUAAUAUUCCAAAUGUGCUCUCAACAGUGCGCUGUAUAGGUUGAGCAUAACUUUAUUUCAUUUACAAUUCAUUUCUAGAGCAUCAGUUUAUAUCGUGAUUCAACCAUUAUUCAGCAGCUAAUUCCAUUUUGGAACUGGAAACUGGUUCAAGUAAAUGGUGUAUUUUAAGUUAAUAUAAACUAAUUUCACUACCUUAUUUUAGUGCAGAAAAAGUAAUGAUAUACAUGGUAGUAUGUUUCUGAUAGUAAUAUUAUGUAGCACAUUUUUUAGCCUCAAAUGUUAUUCUCGCUAAAACUUGCAUCAUGUUGAAUCUAUGUGAGAACAAUACAGCACAGAAGGAAUCCAUUCAACCACCAUGCCUGUGACACCUCUUUCAUAGGACUCUGCAGUUGUUCCCACUCUCCUGCUCUUUCCCCAGAAGAUUUUUUUUUCUUUUCAAGGACACAUCCAAUUAUGUUUAAAUGUUGCCAAUAACAGUAAUCUGCUUUCACCAUCCUUGCUUGCAGUGAAUUCCAGAUCAUCAUUUCUGCAUGCAAAUAAAUUCUCAUUUCCCUUCUUUUGCCAAUUAUCUUAAAUUUCUGUCCUUUGGUUAAAUAAAAUGGACCAGUUUCUUCCUCUUUAUCAAAAUCUUUCAUCAUUUUGAACAUUUCUAUUAAAUUUCCCUGUAUCUGUAUCAAACAGAACAAUUCCAGCUCCUAUAUUCUAUCCACAUAAUUGAAAUAUAACAACCCAGGUACCAUUCAAGUAAACCUCCUGUGCCUCUUCUUGGCGUUCUUCGUAAAAUAUGAUUCUCCAAAUUGUACAGUAUCCAAGCUAAUAUAAUAGUUUUGUACAAUUUAUUUUUAUGUUCUUUUCCUUUAUUUAUAAUGUAAAGGAUCUUUCGUGCUUUUUUGCAGCCACCUUAACCAGUCCUGCAACCUUCAAAGCUUUAUAAAUGUUAACUGUAGAUGUACACUUUUAAAAUUAUAUAUUGUUUAUGUUGCCCAUCCUUUGUCUUCCUACCAAAAUACACCACUUCACACUUCAAAUAAACAUGACAAUCGGUGGAUGCAUUUUGGAUGAAUUCAGGGCUGUGGAACGAGGCUCAACUUCAACUGAUAAAAAUGGUGAUUGCAUUUAAUAGAUCAUUUUCAUGUAGGAUUUAAUGUAAUUGCAGAGCAUUGUCACCAUGUUGACGGAAUGAUAUUUCUGUUCUGAGGCAACUGUUAUUUUGCAAUGUUACAGUUAGAUAAUGUGAACCAUUAUUAGAAUGUUUUAUUUCAGAUCUGUGUGACAACUUGCAGAACAUUUAAAAGGAUCGUUGAAUGCAUUUCUACAAUUAAUAAAUGACAAUUAAUUAAAUGAUGACCGAAAGUUUGAAAGCCUUCCUCAAAGUAGGAAUUCCUGUA
Hemiscyllium ocellatum (epaulette shark) is the source of this 8974-nucleotide messenger RNA. It is a transcript of the gene ica1, whose product is annotated as islet cell autoantigen 1. Gene Ontology annotation, molecular function: protein domain specific binding. Gene Ontology annotation, cellular component: Golgi apparatus. Gene Ontology annotation, biological process: regulation of transport. Bases 283 to 1863 code for a protein of 526 amino acids. The transcript is spliced from 16 exons. The record is from RefSeq and is a predicted model, not a curated record. Lineage: Eukaryota; Metazoa; Chordata; Chondrichthyes; Orectolobiformes; Hemiscylliidae.